This is a messenger RNA of Penicillium brevicompactum, 756 nucleotides long. Its product is annotated as YoaK family protein. The transcript is spliced from 3 exons. NCBI's taxonomy places the organism in Eukaryota, Fungi, Ascomycota, Eurotiomycetes, Eurotiales, Aspergillaceae. The record is from RefSeq and is a predicted model, not a curated record. The coding region runs from base 1 to 756 and encodes 251 amino acids.
AUGAGAAUGGAUCCUGAAAAGGGUACUUUUGGCGGACUUUCCACGUCCUUCCAAGCGGAGCUCGAACCGCAAUAUGCCGACCUUCUCCUGUUCGCCUGCUGUUUGAUAUCGGGACUCAUGGACAGCACGAUAUACAGCGCCUAUAACACUUUCGUAUCUAUGCAAACUGGAAAUACCAUCUUCGUCGGACUAGGUGCAUCCUCACAAAAUCUCCGCCCCUAUGGCUGGGCUCGCUCGCUCACCUCGAUCGGGUCUUUUAUCCUGGGGUCAUUCCUAUUUGCACAGCUACAUCGCUUCCUCGGUGCGCGGCGGCGAGGAAGUUUGAUGCUCUCCUUCACCCUCCAGGCCUGUUUGAUCCUGCUGACAGCUGGACUUGUCCAAGGGGGCGCCAUAUCCAGUACCCUUGAUGGGAAGCUAUCAACAAAAGUGCCGCCGUGGGACCAAGAAGUCCCUAUUGUGCUUCUCAGUCUCCAAUCGGCAGGUCAGAUAGUGGCAAGUCGUGCCUUGGGCUUCAAUGAGAUCCCGACCGUGGUCAUAACCAGUCUUCUGUGUGAUCUGAUGUCGGAUCCGAAGCUGUUCCUCUUACGGAAUGAGAAGCGUGAUCGUAGAGUCAUUGCCUUUGUGUUGACACUCGUGGGUGCGAUCGUGGGCGGUUGGGUUACCAAGGCUACUCGUGCGAUUACUCCUAUCCUGUGGCUCUCUGCCGGGAUCAAAGCAUUGCUUGUUUUGGCUUGGGGCUUUUGGAAGGCCAAAUAG